AUGACACUCAAAUCAACCUUGGUCUUCGCCCUCUCCAUGUUCCUGACGGCCGUCUCAGCAGCACCCUACUACCCAAACAGCGGGCCAAUCAUCAACCCCCAGACGACCAUCGCGCCCCAGACGGAUUUCAUCCCCAUCACCAACGUCCAGCCUGUCGUCAACGUCCUCCCGACUGAUUACAACGAUUACUCGUGGUGGAAUCCUUGGUACAACACCUACCCUUGCGGCUGGGGUGGCGCCGGUUCUGGAGCGUGGAAUGGGGGGUUUGGCAUCGGCGCGUGGGGGACAGGAGGCCCAGGGUCGUGGGAAGGACCCGGUGGAUGGAACUGGUGA
This is a messenger RNA of Linnemannia hyalina, 333 nucleotides long. Lineage: Eukaryota; Fungi; Mortierellomycota; Mortierellomycetes; Mortierellales; Mortierellaceae. The record is from the annotation of a GenBank genome assembly.